ACUGCAGCUCAAAACUCCGAUCGGAUCUCGCCUCGCACGCGAUUCUUAUUUAUAUCUCCUACCCCCGUCCUGGACUCCUCGAGCGGAUAAGGUUACCGCACAGCUUUUGGCCAUUGCAAGAUGCAAGUCAAGUUUUUGGCAACUGUGUUGCCACUUUUGCUGCGUCUUCCUGCGGUGGACGCUCUGGGAGGCACAAAUGAGCGCGUGUCGGCUUCCCUGCGGAGGCACCUUGGGCGCGAUGUGGCCCAGACGGCCAAUUCGACCAAUGUCUAUCCGACCAAAUUCUCCGGCGUGACCUGGGAUGACGACAACUGGCUGCUCACCACCACCAUCCCGGACCAGGGCCACUACCAAUCGCGUGGCUCGGUUGCAAAUGGCUACCUGGGAAUCAAUGUUGCCAAUAUUGGUCCAUUCUUCGAGCUUGACACUCCUGUCAAUGGUGAUGUCAUUUCUGGCUGGCCCCUUUACUCCCGACGCCAGAGUUUCGCAACCAUUUCUGGAUUCUGGGACAGACAGCCCACGACCAACGGAUCUAACUUCCCUUGGCUCUCUCAGUACGGUGACGACAGCGUGAUCAGUGGUGUUCCGCACUGGAGUGGCUUGAUUCUUGACCUGGGAGAUGACACAUACCUCGACGCCGAAGUGGAUAACAGCACCAUCUCAGAUUUCGAGUCCACCUACGACUUCAAGUCGGGCGUGCUGUCUUGGUCGUAUACCUGGACACCUGAAGGCAAAGGCUCCUAUGCAAUUGUCUACCGACUCUUCGCGCACAAGCUGUACGUGAACCGAGCCGUGGUGGAUAUGGAAAUUACCCCCUUGACGAGCGGCAAUGCUACGGUGGUCAACGUGCUGGAUGGCUAUGCGGCUGUCCGUACGGAUUUUGUCGCAUCUGGAGAGGACGACGGUGCCAUUUUCAGCGCCGUGCGCCCUUGGGGUGUCAACAACGUCACGGCCUACAUCUACGCGGGCUUGAGUGGCUCUGACAAUGUCGACUUGUCUUCGCGUAGAAUCGUCACUGGCAAGCCUUAUGUGCACACCAAUGCCUCAUCUAUCGCACAGGCAGUCGACGUCACGUUUACUGCGAAUGAGACUGUCCGGAUCACCAAGUUUGUUGGUGGCGCUACAACGGACUACUUUCUCCUUACACAGGAAACAGCCAAGGCUGCCUAUUUGGCUGGACUGGCCGAAGGCUACACCAACUCGCUGCAGUCGCAUGUCACAGAGUGGGCCGGGAUCUUGCACGAAUCCUCAGUCGACCGAUUCACGGACCCGGCAACCGGCAAGCUGCCGGACGACAGCCACAUCAUCGACUCGGCGAUCAUCGCUGUCACGAACACCUACUUUAUUCUGCAGAACACCGCAGGAAACAAUGCGGUCGUCGCGGCUGGAAUUCCCGUGAAUGUUGACAGUUGCGCUGUUGGCGGACUUACAUCCGAUUCGUAUGCUGGACAGAUCUUCUGGGAUGCGGAUCUCUGGAUGCAGCCUGGUCUUGUCGCGUCCCACCCGGAGUCUGCCAUGCGGUUCACCAACUACCGCAUCGCUUUGCACUAUCAAGCCCAGGCAAACAUCGAAACUGCAUUCACAGGCUCAAAGAACGAUACCUCGUUUAGCUCUUCCGCGGCGAUCUACCCCUGGACCAGCGGCCGAUUCGGAAACUGCACCGCAACCGGACCGUGCUGGGACUAUCAAUAUCAUCUGAACGGUGAUAUUGGCCUGGCGAUAAUCAACCAAUUGGUUGCCAGCGGCGACACGCUAUGGUUCCAGAACUAUCUGUUCCCAAUCUAUGACUCCGUAGCCAUCCUUUACUCGGAAUUGGUGGAGCGUAAUGGCUCGUCCUGGACGUUGACUAACAUGACCGAUCCGGAUGAGUAUGCCAAUGCCAUCGAUGCCGGCGCUUACACGAUGCCGUUGAUUGCCGAAACUUUGCAGAACGCCAACAAGUUCCGCAAGCAGUUUGGCCUGGAGCCGAAUGAGACUUGGGAGGAGAUUGCAGAAAAUAUCCUCAUCCUUCGCGAGAACGACGUGACUCUGGAAUAUACCACGAUGAAUGGGUCCACUGUUGUCAAGCAGGCCGAUGUUGUACUCGACACUUUCCCCCUGAACUUCGAGUCGGACAACUACACGGCCGAGAAUUCGUUGACCGAUCUGGACUACUAUGCAAACAAGCAAUCCGCAGACGGACCAGCCAUGACAUAUGCUAUCUUCUCAAUUGUCGCCAGUGAUGUCUCCCCGUCCGGCUGCUCUGCUUACACCUAUCAUCAAUACUCCUACGCUCCUUAUGCACGCGGCCCGUGGUACCAGCUGUCCGAGCAACUGAUCGACGAUGCCAGCAUCAAUGGUGGCACUCACCCGGCGUUUCCCUUCUUGACCGGCCACGGUGGUGCAAACCAGGUCGCCCUCUAUGGGUACCUCGGUCUCCGUCUCCACCCGGAUGACACCCUCUACAUCGACCCCAACCUGCCGCCUCAAAUCCCUCACAUCACGUACCGGACAUUCUACUGGCAUGGCUGGCCGAUCUCUGCGUGGUCCAACUACACACACACCACACUCCAGCGGGUGUCGUCUCCUGCACCACUGGUGAGCGCAGAUCUCCUUUUCGCCGCUGCCAGCAUCAAGGUCCAGGUCGGCCAGUCCAACGCGAGUGCAAAUGAGACAACGACAUACGAGCUGCCCGUCUCAGGGACACUGACCGUUCCCAACCGCAUGAUUGGGUCCGUCAACACAACUCCCGGUAACCAAGUUCAGUGUCACCCUGUCUACUCGCCGGAUGACUACGAACCAGGCCAGUUCCCCAUCUCUGCCGUGGAUGGCGCCACAUCCACCAAAUGGCAGCCGUCGACGUCAAAUCUGUCUUCCUUGACAGUCACCUUGUCCACGACCACCAACCCGCAAGCGGAGGCGGUCACCGGCUUCUACUUUGACUGGUCUCAGGCCCCACCCCAGAAUCUGAGCAUCAUCUUCCACGAUUCUCCCAUCUCAAAUCCCUCCACGCUGUUUGCUGCCACCUCCAACUCAACCGGAUACCGGGUAGUGACGAGGAUGUCCAACAUCGUCCCGUCCAAGCCAUACGACGCCAGCUCUGCUGAGGAGCUGAACACCGUCUCCAUCCCCACUGGCAACACCACCACCAUCACCCUGGACGCUCCGGUCCAGAAAGCCCAGUACGCCACACUUCUGAUCGCAGGCAACCAGGGCGACAAUGAAUCUGGUGUCGGCGCUACGGUGGCCGAGUGGGUCAUUCUGGGCCAGACGAACAGCACUUCCAGCUCGGUGGCACAGACCCGGCGGAAGAUGAGUGCGAGAAGCAAGGCCACUUUGGCUCGAUACAGCUAAUCCACUGACCUGCUCCAUCCUUGAGAUAGAUUCCUGUAUCAUAAUUAUUCUUAUUGCAAUCUCUGUUGCAGAGGUACAUAAUUAAUCAAUAUUACAUAAUUCUUGAAUUCAUAAUCGAUUAUUCCUCGCCACUAGCCACACCAAAGCAGUC
Molecule: messenger RNA, 3484 nt
Organism: Aspergillus ibericus CBS 121593
Lineage: Eukaryota; Fungi; Ascomycota; Eurotiomycetes; Eurotiales; Aspergillaceae
Gene: treA
Product: alpha,alpha-trehalase treA
Exons: 4
Coding region: 121-3333 (1070 amino acids)
Biological process (GO): trehalose catabolic process
Cellular component (GO): fungal-type cell wall
Molecular function (GO): carbohydrate binding; alpha,alpha-trehalase activity
Source: RefSeq, a predicted model, not a curated record